AUGAAGGUGGUUCUGCAAGGAACACAACCAAAAUGUAAAUUUCAGAACAAAUGUCUCUUGGUGAAAGCACUGCAUCCAUGUCGUGAUCUGAUCGGCCGACGACAGACAUCUCAAUCCGAUUCGAUCUCACCAUCCGACAGCCCGUCGUCAUCGUCGUCAUCUGGGGCCAAAUUAUCGCCGGCAUCCGAAGAGGCGCUCUGUUUCCUCUAUGGUUUGCGCGACAUGGAUUCACAGAUUCGACGGGGCUACGCGGCCAGACAUGGUCACUGCGCCACUGGACCCGAACAGGACCGAUUCUUCUAUAAUCCAAUUUGCGAUUUUUCUGAUGUGGCCCCGAACGGCGAGUUGUCACAGUCGAUUCGUGGCGAUAUCGCAAUGGCCGUCGACUGGGCAGAGCAAGUGCCUUCCUUCCAUCUUCUCUCACCAACGUUACGGCGCCAUCUACUGCAUCGAUUCUGUCUGAUGUUUGUCACCAUAGAGCACGGACUGUUCACCGCACAGAUGCCAGCUCACGACAAUGUCUGGUUUCUGUCGGAUCGUACAUGUCUCGUACGACAUCUGGAAGCGAUACCUGAAGAGAUCAAGCUGCAUCUAACACCGAAAAACCACAAAAGCUCAGGACCAACGAUUAUACAUGAAUCAGAAAGUGUCCCGUUAGCAAAUACCGAAGAACUGCGACUUUUGUCGGAUGUCCGGGACAAGGUCCUCAUGGGACUACACGCGUUCUACAUUGCCAGUGGUGAAGAGAAUCCCGAAGAGCGGUUGAGCGAUUUGCUGAUGUUGAGCGGAGGAGUCGCU
Ostertagia ostertagi is the source of this 798-nucleotide messenger RNA. The record is from the annotation of a GenBank genome assembly. Lineage: Eukaryota; Metazoa; Nematoda; Chromadorea; Rhabditida; Trichostrongylidae.